Molecule: messenger RNA, 5272 nt
Organism: Octopus bimaculoides (California two-spot octopus)
Lineage: Eukaryota; Metazoa; Mollusca; Cephalopoda; Octopoda; Octopodidae
Biological process (GO): regulation of transcription by RNA polymerase II
Molecular function (GO): DNA-binding transcription factor activity; RNA polymerase II cis-regulatory region sequence-specific DNA binding
Source: RefSeq, a predicted model, not a curated record
AAGAAGGCACGCGUUGCAUAUAAUGAUGUUGUUGUUGGCACUCCGUCGCGGGUUCCAGUUGAUCCGAUCAACGGAACAGCCUGUUCGUGAAAUUAACAUGCACUCCACAGACACGUGUACCCUUAACGUAGUUCUCGGGGAUAUUCAGCGUGACACAUUGUGACAAGGCUGGCCUUUUGAAUUACAGGCACAACAGAAACAAGAAGUAAGAGUAAGAGAAAGUUGUGGUGAAAGAGUACAGCAGAGUUCGCCACCAUCCCCUGCCGGAGCCUCGUGGAGCUUUAGGUGUUUUCACUCAAUAAACACUCACAACGCCCGGUCUGGGAAUCGAAACCGCGACUCCGCUGCCCUAACCACUGGGCCAUUGCGCCUCGACGCAUAUAAUGUACAUACAGAUGAAUAAGCCACAUUCACAUGUCAACAAGACAGCUUCCACUAUUAUUGAUAAUGCGCAUGUACAACCGGAUGUUUAAUCUAACAUUGUUUAUGGAAUGUCUUUGCUAAACAAUUAUUUUAUCAUUUCGGUAGAAAUCGUAAUUUACUGACAGACAAGUACUCAUAUUUAUACAGUGCAUUGUAGGACAUAUAUGUGUUUACUAACAACAUAUGUUAUCAUCAGUGACUUAAUAUCUGGUUUAUACGAGAAAUAUCAGAUGACAUUGGUAUAAAAGUAUUUCUUCAGAUGUAUCAUCAAUAUUUAUCAUCUUUUAAAGGAAGUUGUUACAUAGGAUGGAUGUAAUCCUGCUUCUAUAAAUUUGUGAUGGAAUUGGUGUGAAAUGUUGCUGUUGUGACCUGAGACCAGGAGUUGUAAAAAAAUUAAUUGAUGAAAAAUUAAUUGCACUAUAUUGGUUCAAUUAAUUGAUUGGAGUCAUAUUGCCAAUUAAAUAAUUGGUUGCUAUCAUAUCAAUUAAUUGCAACAUUGUCAGCGGAAAAUUUUCAAAUGGCUCAUACUCCAUUCGACGUUUAAUUAUUAUUGGAAGUAUUGUGUUGACGUUUUGUUCUGACUGCUGAGAAUAGUUCACACAUUCUGUCGUGCUUAAGAAUUGGCUAUUGUGUGUGUUGUCAAAUAACCGCUGCCAAGUGUUGACGCUUGGUUAGGACUUCCGAGAAUGAUUCACACAUUCUGUGAUGUUUGGGAAUUGGCUAUUGUGUAUGUUGUCAAAUAAUCGCUGUCGAGUGAUUCUUGGUUCUGCCAAGAAUGAUUCACACAUUCUGUCUUCAAGUCAUUAAAUCGUAACUUCGCCUGCAACGCAGUUGUAUCUUGAAUUUCGCUCCAAUAUAUUAACUGAAUUAGACUUUUUCAUCAGUAGUGUGGUGAAAUAUCUUCUAUUUUAAACUGUAGUGAAAUAUCUUUUAUUUUAAACUAACCCAUGCCGCGUGAAAAUGAGCAAAUUGUCAGAAAAUAUUUUAACCAAACAGAUAGUGAACAUGUAUGGAAAUGCAAGUGUGGAAAAAAGUUGACCCAGAAAAAAGGAACUGGGUGGACAAACCUUAUGAAUCAUAUAAAAAAUCAGCACCCAGAGUAUUCUACAACACAAGCAACUGGACAACCAUCUUCAUCAAGUUUUCUUUCACCAAGAAAUAGUUUGGUCAGUCGCUCAGCUUUAAAUGUUUAUGGUUGGAUUGAGUGGGUAUGUGUUGGUUUAAAACCAUUUUCCUUUACUGAAGACCCACUGACUCAUAAGUACACGAACUUGGGAAGUAUGACAAAUGUAACCUUAAAGAAAUACAUGGAGAAACUUACUCAAGAAGUGGAAAAGAAAAUAUCUGAUGAACUUCCAAGUAAAUUUUUGUUGGUAAUUGACGGUUGGACUAAGGGUUCGACACAUUUCAUUGGACUUUUUGCAUCGUAUUCGUGUAAUUAUCAAAAUGACUAUUGUACUGUUUUGCUGGCAUUUUCACCAAUGAAAUAUCAGAUGACAUUGGUAUAAAAGCAUUUCCUCAGAUGUAUCAUCAAUAUUUAUCAUCUUUUAAAGGAAGUUGUUACAUAGGAUGGAUAUAAUCCUGUUUCUAUAAAUCUGUGAUGGAAUUGGUGUGAAAUAUUGUUAUUGUGACCUGAGACCAUUAGCAAAAUUCUUCUACAUCCCAGCCAGGAAUAUGUUUGCGAGUUGGUUGUUUUGUUAUGAAACAUAGCGAAAUUUUCACAAGAGAUUGCAGUGUCUUCAGACACCAACAAAGAUCACGUUCUAUGGAAUCAUAGCAGUAGAAAUAAUUGUUAAGAAAACACAAGAAGAAACGAAGAGGAAUAAUUAUGGAAAAGGAAUUCUGUGAGAAGCCAAUUGAAAUUAAAACAGAGACUGAAAGCAUCGAUUUUCCUGAUGAGAUGCUGAAAGAGAUAAAAGAAAGAUCAUGUUCCUAUGAUAUGUGUGAAAAGUCGUUCUCUCAAAAAAGUCAUCCAACUGAUCACAAAUAUAUUCAUACCAGAGAGAAACCAUACAAUUGUGAUAUCUGUGGCAAAUCAUUUUCUAAAAAUAGUAACUUAAAUACUCACAAACGUAUUCACACAGGAGAGAAGCCAUAUCAUUGUGAUAUCUGUGGUAAAUCAUUCUCUACAAGUGGUAAUUUAAAUAGUCACAAACGUAUUCAUACAGGAGAGAAACCACAUCACUGUGAUAUCUGUGGAAAAUCCUUUUCUGAAAGAGGUACCUUAAAUAGUCACAAACGUAUUCAUACAGGAGAGAAACCAUACCCCUGUGGUGUCUGUGGUAAAUCAUUCUCUGAAAGAGGUACCUUGAAUACUCACAAACAUAUUCAUACAAGAGAGAAACCACAUCACUGUGAUAUCUGUGGUAAAUCAUUUUUUAACAUUGGUGCCUUAAAUACCCACACACGUAUUCAUACAGGAGACAAGCCGUAUUAUUGUGAUAUCUGUGGUAAAUCAUUUUCUAGAAGUGAUACCUUGAAUACUCACAAAUCUAUUCAUGCAGGAUACAAACCAUACGAGUGUGAUAUCUGUGGUAAAUCUUUCUCUCACACAUCGUCCCUAACUAAACACAGAAGUAUCCACACAGGAGAGAGACCAUACCAGUGUGAGAUUUGUGGUAAAUCAUUCCCAGAUAAAAGUAAAUUAAGGAGACACAUAUAUGUUCAUACAGGAGAAAAACCCUAUUCCUGUAAUAUCUGUGGAAAAUCAUUCAGUCAAAAUGUUGACUUGAAUAAGCACAUACGGAUCCAUACAGGAGAAAAACCAUAUCACUGUGAUAUUUGUGGUAAAUCUUGCUCUACAAGCAGUGACUUGAUUAAACAUAAGCGUGUUCAUACAGGAGAAAAGCCAUAUCAUUGUGAUAUCUGUGGGAAGUCUUUCUCUGAAGGCAGUGCUUUACAUAAACAUAGGCGUAUUCAUACAGGAGAGACACCAUAUCACUGUGAUGUUUGUGGUAAAUCGUUUUCUGACGGUAGUACCUUAAUUAAGCACAAAAAUAUUCAUACAGGAGAAAAACCAUAUCACUGUGAUAUCUGUGGUAAAUCAUUUUCUAAAAGUCAUGCCUUAACUAAGCAUAAACGUAUCCAUACAGGAGCAAAACCAUUCCAGUGUGACAUCUGUGGUCAGUCAUUCUCCAGAAAUGGAUAUUUAACUAAACACAAACACACUCAUAUUGAUGAGAAAACAUAUCACUGUGUUAUUUGUGGAAAAUCAUUCUCUCAAAGUAAUGAUUUAGCCAAACACAAACGCACUCAUACAGGCGAACGGCCAUAUCAUUGUGCUAUCUGUGGGAAAUCAUUCUCUCAAAGUAACGACUUAUACAGACACAAACGCACUCAUACAGGUGACAAGCCAUAUCAGUGUGACGUCUGUGAGAAAGCAUUUUCUACCAAUAGAUACUUAAUUAAACAUAAAUAUGUCCAUGCAGGAGAGGGACCAGACGCCCAUGAUGAUUUUAGUGAAUCAUUCUCUUCUGGUGAGGUUUCAAUUAUACACAAACCCAAUCCUGCAGCUGAGGAGGCAUAUCAGUGUGAUAUCUGUGGUAAAUCAUUUUCUCAACAAUAUUUAACUAUACACAAACGCACACAUACUGGUGAGAAGCCAUAUCUCUGUGUUAUUUGUGGGAAAUCUUUCUCUCAAAAUGUUCACUUAACUCUGCACAAACGCACUCAUACAGGUGAGAAACCACAUCACUGUGACAUUUGUGGCAGAUCAUUCUCUCAGAUAAGUACUUUGUCUAAUCACAAAUACAUCCACAGAGCAGAAAAACUGUACCUCUGUGACAUUUGUGGCAAAUCAUUCUCUAGAAAGUUUGAAUUAACUAGACACAAACGUCUUCAUAUACAGGCGUGACCAUAUCACAGAUAUUUUUUGGCUAUUCCUCUGGAACAUACCUCACACUUGUUUAUACAGUAUAGAAUACAUAUCAACUUGAUAUUUCGUAAAUAAAUUUCUGUUGGUGAUGGCUAAGCAAGACACGAACAUAUUAAAAUGAAAGAGAAGCCAUAUCACUGAUAUCUGUAGACACAAGAAAGAAGCUAUCACAAUGUUAUAAUGGUGUUCUAACAAUAUAUUUUAUAUAUAACUACAACUGAUGUUAUGUGUGAUAUCUUCAGCACUAGCAUGGCAUAAUCAAUGUUUUGUAUUACAGUGUGGGCAUUUUGAAUCAGAUGUAUGUGUUUCAUUAAUUGAGUAUUUAGUUCCUCAAUCCUGUUCAUGGAGAGUAAAAGGUUAACCUUCUAGAUGAGAUGUGAUGUAUAUAUUGCAUGUCCAGGAGAGGCUAUUCUUCCUGUCAAUGUUGCUGGAAUUCUGUAGCUAGUGUAUCCAUGCAUAACUUUUGCCCAUAUGAUGGGUAUUUCUCUUCCUAGUCUCUAACUAGUGCAAUCCAGCUCCUUUGUGUGUGUGUGUGUGUGUAUGUGUCCUUGUGUUGACGUUAUGUAAUAGUUAGAAGUGAGGUGUCCCUGUCAUGCAACCAGUGCCAUUUGUUUCAAAUCUUCCAUGAAGAACUUGGUUGGCCACAGCGAUGUGUUACCUUGCUUCAAAACUGGUGAGGAUUGGUGACACGAAAGGUAUAUGACUGUAGGAAAUUUGCAUCACUGAAUUGUUUGACCCAUGCAGGCAUAGAAAAGUAGACAUUAAAAUGAUAAUUAUGAUAUACACACAAACACAUAUUUGAGUGUUAAAAUGGUAGAAAAGUAUUCAAGACAUGUAGCUGUGUAUAUUUACUGACUCUUGUUUUAAGGACUCAUUUUGACUCGGGCCUGUCAUGGAGAAACUGAAACAAAUGACACUAUGGAUGAGCCUUUUGUUUACAAUGAUGAUGCAACACAUCAAAGCAUGUUAAGAAAC